AUGCCAGUUGCUACAUUUUCAGUACCUAUUUCAGAAGCAAAAGCAGGAGAAGGUCCUAUUCGCAGGUCGAUUCUUUCUCCCAAUGCCUUACUUACACAACCCGCCAAAGGUGUCGACACCCUUUAUGAAGUCAUGCAAUAUGCCAACACUUCUUUCAAAGAUCGCAAAGGCUUUGGUUACCGUCUUUUACAGGACACCAUCACAACAAAGAAACAAGUGACAAAAGUUGUCAAUGGAAAAGAAAUAAAAGAGGAAAAGACUUGGACUUUCUUUCAAUUGAGUGAAUACCAUCAUUACACGUACGGUCAAGCUGCUGAAUUCACCAAACAAAUUGGUGCUGGUUUACGUUACCUAGGUUUAAAACGAGGUGAUAAAGUACAAAUCUCGGCUUCCACUAGUGUUGAAUGGAUGCUUGUAGCUCAUGGGGCAUUUACACAAGCAUUGACCAUUGUUACAGCAUACGAUACAUUGGGCUCAGAAGGCCUUCAACAUGCCAUUUCAGAGUCCGAGGCAAGUCUUUGCUUUGUAAACGGUGAUCAAUUACCGAUUCUUACCAAGAUCUUGAGUGGAUGUGGCAGUGUUGAUUCGAUUGUAUACCGUGGUGAAGCCAAUAUCGAAGACAUUGAAUCAUUAAGAACAAAUCCACAAAUCAAACACAUUGUUUCAUACGAGGAGUUACUGAAAUUGGGACAAGAGAAUCCUGUGGAAGUAGUGAAGCCUACGGCCAGUGAUUUAUGUUGCAUCAUGUAUACGAGCGGAAGUACGGGUAACCCCAAGGGAGUAAUGUUAACGCAUAGAAAUGCCGUGGCGGCGAUUGCUGGUGUAUGUCGUAUGCUUCAGCAUCUUUUGGAACCCAACGAUACGAUGAUGGCAUAUUUACCUCUUGCACAUGUGCUUGAAUUCCUGGUGGAAAACCUCUGUAUCUUUUUAGGUGUCGGUUUAGGCUAUGGUUCGAUCCGUACGUUAACAGAUGUUUCCGUAAAGAACUGCAAGGGUGAUCUUCAAGAAUUUGGUCCCACCAUCAUGACAGGUGUACCUCAAGUAUGGGAAACUAUUCGAAAGACAGUUUUAUCCAAGGUCAUUGAGCGUGGUCCUCGUAUCCAAAAGAUUUUCAUGGGUGCGUUGGCACUAAAAAAGUUUUUGAAAAGUCAUGAUUUAGGCACAGCUGUGGUGGAUAAAGUCGUGUUUAAAAACGUCAAGUUACAGUUAGGUGGUCGUUUGCGUUAUUGUCUUUCGGGUGGUGCACCCGUGUCCGCUGAAACACAAGAGUUCUUGUCUUUGGCAGCUUGUCCUAUUUUACAAGGCUAUGGUAUGACAGAAUCUGUGGGCAUGUGUGCUAUUAUGGCACCAGAACAAUGGGCCUUAUGUGAAGUAGGUGCGCCUGUACCUUGUGUCGAAGUUAAAUUAGUCGAUCAACCUGAAGUAGGCUACCUCCAUACCAACUUACCCCGUGCUCAAGGCGAGAUUUGGAUCCGUGGUCCUAGUAUUACUUCAGGAUACUAUAAACAACCCGAACUCAGCAAAGAAGCCUUGUCAGAUGAUGGAUGGCUUCGAACAGGCGAUAUUGGUGAAUGGACCGAACGAGGCACAUUAUCCAUUAUUGAUCGAUUAAAAAAUCUGGUAAAGUUAAGCAAUGGUGAAUACAUCGCGUUAGAAAAACUUGAGAGUUGUUACAAAUCGUGCACACUUGUUGAGAAUAUGUGUAUUUAUGCGGACUCAAUGUACCCUAAACCUGUUGCUUUGAUGGUUUCACUUGAACCUGUGCUUCGUAGUUAUCUCGCUUCACAAGGCGUCGAAAACGCAGAUUGGGACCAGUUGUGUGAGAGUAAAGAAGCACGCAGGAUAAUCUUACAGGUAUUGCAGGAACAAGCCAAAAAGUCCGGUCUAAGCGGUGCAGAAAUCAUUUCGGACGUUUGGAUCUGCAAGGAUCUUUGGACACCCGAAAUGAACUUAUUGACGGCCGCCCAAAAGUUGAAGCGUAAGGAGAUUAACAAGGCAUAUGAGACUGAAUUGAAAGCUAUGAUAUCUAAGCAGAAGUAGCUUUAAUUUGAAAUAAAAAAUUUUAACUUAAAUUUUUUGUAUCGGGCG
Messenger RNA from Mucor mucedo, 2088 nucleotides. RefSeq lists its product as uncharacterized. The record is from RefSeq and is a predicted model, not a curated record. Gene Ontology annotation, molecular function: long-chain fatty acid-CoA ligase activity. The transcript has 4 exons. NCBI's taxonomy places the organism in Eukaryota, Fungi, Mucoromycota, Mucoromycetes, Mucorales, Mucoraceae. Bases 1 to 2040 code for a protein of 679 amino acids. Gene Ontology annotation, cellular component: endoplasmic reticulum; plasma membrane; lipid droplet. Gene Ontology annotation, biological process: long-chain fatty acid metabolic process; long-chain fatty-acyl-CoA metabolic process.